AUGGCCGAUGCCUCGGCCCAUUCCGCUGCCGAAGCCGUAGACGACGUUUUCGACGGUGAAGAUGACUUCGACUUCGAUACCCCAGCUGCACCAGCAGCAGGUUCAGACGAGUUUGGCGACUUUGACGACUUUGGGGAAUUUGACGAAGGAGCCCCCGUCGACGCUGCUGUUUUUCAUCACGGAGGCGAGCAGAGCGGGUUCGUUAGUGAGCCCCAAGAGAUGGAGGAUCAAAAAUCGCUGCAUCUGGACCCUAACGACAUGCCCUCAAAGACCGAACUGCGAGAACAUAUCGAUUCGCUCCUCUCGCCCAUCUUCCCCCUUUUAUCACCAAACCCACCUUUCGAUAGACGGACGGUAUUGACGGACGAACCUGUUCGUCAGGUGGAAGGUCUCGGACAGAUCCUCUUUCAGGAAGAAAGCCGAGACCUAUAUGCGCAACUCAUCACCCCGCCUAUCCUCAAGCCGUUAGACUGGAAACGAUCCCGCGUACGACGAGAACAGCUGAUCAGCUUGGGUAUCCCUGUUAACCUUGACGAGGUGGACUCGCAUCGACUCUCAGCCCUACCGCCACUCCGGAUCGGCACUAAUGCCGAAGCAGGACCUGGACCUGGUACAUCUUCAACCCGGGAUCGCAAUGGGAGGGUUGGGAAGGUCAAGACGGAGAAGCAUAUCGGCCCUCGACCCGAGUUCAACCGGGAUAGAUGUGGAAAGCUAUUGAGCUAUCGAGAAGACCAACUCGGGUUGGUUCCACCUAAAUACCUCUCGCGCAUGCAAGAGGAUCUCGUUCAAGCCUGUUCAGAGGCCGCCAGCGUGCUGGCCUGGCUCAAACAAAUCAACGAGACUCGCGGCGAGGAGAAUCGACGGAGGAACGAGACAAUAGCGGGUCUCAUCGCUUCUGCGCAAAAGUACAAGGCGAGCGAGAUGAAUUCGUCAGGGGGUUUGUUCCGGAAAGGGAGCGUGAAGCGCAGUGGAAGUGGGAGUCAGACGCCGAAGAGAAUGUCAAGCCCGGCUAUGGGGCGAUGA
Molecule: messenger RNA, 1023 nt
Organism: Filobasidium floriforme
Lineage: Eukaryota; Fungi; Basidiomycota; Tremellomycetes; Filobasidiales; Filobasidiaceae
Exons: 6
Coding region: 1-1023 (340 amino acids)
Source: RefSeq, a predicted model, not a curated record